AUGAAAGGAUGGAACUAUCAACACAAAGAACUUGGUUCAUUUUAUCAUCACAAAGAUGAAAUAACCAUAUAUCAAGGAUGUCUGAUGUGGGGGCUGAGAGUCAUUAUUCCAAACAAACUUCACAACUAUGUGUUAGAAGAACUGCACAGUGGUCAUCAAGGUAUUGUAAAAAUGAAAGCACUCGCUCGAAGCUACGUUUGGUGGCCAGGUAUCGACAAGGACAUUGAACAAAUCACAAAAAAAUGCCCUGGCUGCCAGCAGAAUCAACCAAUGCCUAAAGUUGCACCACUACAUCCUUGGGAAUGGCCUACAUCACCAUGGCAACGUAUCCAUGUUGACUAUGCAGGUCCGUUUCAAGGUCAAAUGUUCUUGGUAGUUAUCGACGCUCAUUCAAAAUGGUCUGAAGUUGUACCUACUUCAACAACUACCGCCACUAAAACUAUUGAGAUUCUUCGCACAAUUUUUGCACGAUUUGGCAUACCUGAAACACUAGUAAGUGACAAUGGUUCACAGUUUGUCUCAGAUGAAUUCACAGAUUUCAUGAAACGCAAUGGAAUCAAACACAUCAUUUCUGCUCCAUACCACCCAUCAACAAAUGGAUUCGCAGAAAGAUCAGUGAAUUCUUUCAAACAAGCACUGAAGUCCAUAAAGGAAGAAAAAGAAACAGUACAGAAAAAACUUCUGCAAUAUCUAAUGUUGUACCGCAACACACCUCAUUAUGACUACAGGAAAAACUCCUGCAUCACUGAUGUUAGGAAGAAACUUGCGUACACGGUUAGAUCUACUAAAACCUGA
Messenger RNA from Saccoglossus kowalevskii, 795 nucleotides. RefSeq lists its product as uncharacterized. Lineage: Eukaryota; Metazoa; Hemichordata; Enteropneusta; Harrimaniidae. The record is from RefSeq and is a predicted model, not a curated record.